Molecule: messenger RNA, 1965 nt
Organism: Ordospora colligata OC4
Lineage: Eukaryota; Fungi; Microsporidia; Ordosporidae
Exons: 1
Coding region: 1-1965 (654 amino acids)
Biological process (GO): chromatin organization; DNA-templated transcription
Cellular component (GO): HIR complex; nucleus
Molecular function (GO): nucleosome binding; protein binding
Source: RefSeq, a predicted model, not a curated record
AUGAGAAUAGUUGAGAUGGCGAUUAGACAUGGGAUGAAGAGGGCCAAACCUAUUUUUUCGAUGGAUGUGCAUGGUGCUAUGAUUGCCACGUGCUCACUGGAGGGCGAAGUCAAUGUAUGGGACGACAAAUGCAGAUUGUCUAAGACUAUCAAGAAGCAUACAGGAGCGGUUCUUUGCAUCCGCUUCAAUAAUGAUGGGAAGCUUCUUGCAUCUGGAGGAGAUGACAGGAUGGUAUUUGUUUACACAAGCGAUGGCGAUGUUGUAUACUCAGCAUCUGAGCAUGAAAGUGAUGUGAGCAAUGUGAUGUGGACAGAUAGGUUCCUUAUUAGUGCGGGAUAUGAUGGAUGGGUUGUGCUCCAUGACUUGAAGACAUUCUGUGUUAUAAAGAAAAUGCAUUCGCAUGAAGGACAGAUAAAAGGAAUAUACAUUGAUAAGAAUCAUAAGUACAUGUGUACGCAAGGUGAGGAUGGGAUUGUUCUGUAUAAAGACUACGAGGUUGUUAAGAAGAUGGAUGCAUCGAAGGAAAUGAUUCUUGAGUCUUUUUUUUCAAGAAUGGGAUGCUCGCCUGAUGGCAGGUUCUUUGCAUCUGGGCUAUCGUUCAAUACGAAGUGCAAUAGUGUAGAGGUGUUUGAUUGUGAAUUGAAAAGUGAGUGCUCGCUUAUUGGGCAUGCAGCGCCGUGUGAAGCAGUUGCAUUUAAUCCAAAUGUAUAUGUGGCAAGUAAAAGAUAUUAUGUAAUGGCAGUGUCUUCUCAGGACUUAAGCUUGUCGUUGUGGACAUCGUUAUCUGUAAAGCCAUUUGUGUUGAUCAAGAACCUGACAAAACUGCCUGUGUUAGAUAUGUGUUGGGACAAGAAAGGAACAAAACUUUAUGUGUGCUCAUACAAUGGAGAGGUGAUGAAGAUUGAGUUUGAUGAAGGAGAGCUGGGAGGCGUAGGCGAGGGUUUUGAUGAGGAGGAUGAAGGAAUCAUGUUUUCGGUGGAAUCUAAGGAGAUGCUUUCCAAGACCUCUCUGAGUGUUGAAGACAAGCAUCCAGAGAAUAAUAAAAAGGUGAAGAAGAUAGUGAAGCCAGUGCUAAUAUUGAGUGAAUCAGUAGAUGGAGAACCAACACUGAAUGGUGUAGAAAUGCUCACAGAUCUCUCACAUCUUGUGAUGUUUAAUUAUACAAGCAAUAGGAUGAUUGAGAAGACAUUAUGCCAGACUCUAUCACGCGUAUUUGGAGAUUUUAGUAUUGAACUGAAUGCUGACAGGAACUGCGUGUGUGUUAAACGAAGAGGAAUUGAGUUCUAUAGAAUACAUGGAAGAAUAGAACUGGUGUGUGUUAGUGACAAGUACCUCUGUGUGUACACAGGAUGUAUUCGAGUGUAUGAUUUGAAGACAGGUGUGCUGGCUAUGCCAUUCAUAUGCUCUCAUCAUGUUGUGAUGAUUGAUAUACUCAGGAAUGACGUACUCUACUUGCAAUCUGAUGGCACAUUUACAGUAUUUUCGAUGCGCAAGCGCAGAGCAUAUUUGAGCGGAUUACUUCCGAGACUUGAUAUGUUUGUAUCUAUGCGGUUGGAUAGGAAAUAUUUCCUUAUUGCUGUAUUUGGUGAUGAAGAGUAUUUUUUUUCAAAGAAGUGCAAAGUGUGGUUUUCAAAGACUCCUAAGUACAACACAGUGUGGUCUAAGGACACUGAAAUAACCGAAGAUCGAGAUGAAAGUCUGGAAUGUCUUGAGAAUGAGUUUUUUGUGGCACAUACUGCAAAUGACACUAGAGAAAUGAAGAUUACAGUAGAAAAGACCAUAAAGGCAGUGUGUAGGAUGAAAAAGACAACAGAUCAUGUGGAGGCACGGCUUGGAAGUAUGAUCAGAGCAAUGAUUGGAGCAGGGGAGAAGGACUACACAAUUCGCAUGUUAGAGAAACUCAAUACUAACUAUUCAUUCCAGCCAUUUGUUUUUUCGAUUCUGAGGGAGAUUGGAAGAAUGUAA